AGGUUAAGGAGUGGAGAGGUAAGGAGUCGCUGGUGUACCUCUACAAUAUGGGUCCAGGGUCGCAAGGCGGAUCUGGAAAUACGAUUUCAGGACUGACGCCUCGGUCCGACAUGGCUUAUAGGCCACCCUCCAGAUGGGAAAGAGUACCGCAUGCCGUCAGGACGAGGGCCAAGGGGCCAAUAAGCUCUGAGGAGCCGACAAAGGAUGUUCCUAAGCCUAGUGGGGAGAAAGAGGCUGUAGAUGUUCCAGGGGAAGAGGAUGAUGAGGACGACAGGUUGAGAAAAGAAGAGGAUGAGAAGGCCGAGCAAAGGGCCAAAAAGAGAGGCGUCAAACCUGAUACGGAUAAGAGCUCAGAAGUAAAGAAAAAGAAGUAUGUUGUUCGAGUGGCGGAAAGGUUUGACGUGGAGGAGAUAAUGGACAGGAUCCUGGAGGGCCAUAAUCAUCUUAUGAACCUAAAGGAUGUCCUGGCUUCGGCGCCAAGGCUCAGGGAUGAGCUAAAAGCCAACAGGUUUGUAUUGAGGAUGGACCCAACUGCUCUAGCUGGUUCUCUCAAAAACUUCGCUCCUUCAGAUCCAACUAUCGCCAGAUGGUUAACGUACAUCUGGAUGUUUGACUUUGAGUUGGAGCGAAUUCCGAAAAAUAAGAACAGGGCAGAUGGGCUGAGUCGAGUCGACUGGGAUAAGAACAACCAAGGAGUGAUCGAGGAUACUCCACCAGUUGACGGGUUCCUGGACAGUGAGGAGGAUGUGAGACUUCACAUCAACUCCUGGUCAUUGGCCGUGGGUAACUAUGUUACCCCAGGGCGACCUGUGUGGCUUGCGCCUCCAGGGCAGGUACAACGACCAGACCUAGUUCUUAAGCCCUAUAUUGAAGAAGACUAUUGGGGAAUGCCAGGUGUGGAUUGGAUGAUGGAGCUGGCUUUAGCAGGCAAGUACCAGCUACAUGAGGACUUGCUCACAAUGGAGGAUGGGGCGCUGCAGGUGGGCAAGCACGAGAAAGUGAUAGAUGAGGUGUAUCUGUUGGCAAAUGCUCUGCUUCAGGAAGAGGUGGUCAGGAAUACGGUGCAAGAUCAGGAAGAGAGGGAUAAUGUGAUCCACGAGAGGGAAAAUGAUGAUUUUGAGGAAGGUGAGAUUAAGGAAGCGUUUCGGGCAGAGAAAUAUGAGGGAUUAUACCUUGAACUCGGAAUGCUUCUGUCGUGUGAGAUGAGGGAAAGGGACGCUUGCGCGAUAGUUCUGAAGAUGAGGCCAAACUUUCUAGUAAGGGAUGGUCAUCUGUUCAUGAGAAGCAAAGGGAGGACUCCCAGAAGAGUAGUCUGCGGCGUCACUCGCCAUAUUGACGUUAUGGCAGCACUGCACGAUGGUACGACAGGUGGCCACAGAAGCACGGAUACGACAUAUCUCAAGAUACACGAACUGUACUAUUGGGAUGGCAUGGGCCAGAUGAUCGACGAUUAUUUAGUGGAUUGGACAGAGGUCCAAGGGUUUGAGAUCAGGGAACAACCUGCAGAAGAAGCCUUCAAAUGUCAGAAGGAAGAAGAGAAGGCAGACCAGCAGGAGGGCGAGGAGAUUCCCUUGAUAGACAAAGAGAUGUUGGAGCCGCGAGGGGCACUAGCUGAGACUCGGAAAGACUCAAAGGUCGGAGGGUUUGAGUGGAGGAUGCCGGCUGGCCUCACACUUGGACAGGAGUUUGCGAUGCCAAAAGGGAGGCCACCAGCUGAGGCCAUAGGAGUUGAAGUGGUUCCGCCUACAGCUCAGGGAGAGACCAUGAGACCGCCGGAGGGUCAGGAGAGCGUGGGGCAGACCAUGGUUGAGGUUGAGUCAAGGAGGGACUUGAAGGGAUGUCAGGAAUCGGCUAUACCUCAAGAUAUGCCUCUGGUUGCAGGUCUGCGGGACGCAUUAGGAUCUUGGGCCACUUGUUCAGGGUCAGGGGGACGUGGCGACGAGCAGGUGAUGCGAGCAGAUGACAGAGCGACCUGCCCCACUUUCCCAGAGGCUCCACAGCAGGAGGUCACCAGUAAGGUUUCGGAAGUCCCGUCAUCAGUACCCUCGCAGGAAGGAGGCAAGAUGUCCCAGAAGAAGGUUGGCAAAUGUUUCUACUGUAAGAAGGGCAAACACCGGUUUGACGAUUGCCCCAAGAGCCUCAAGGACGAGGCAAAUGGUUUGGCCGUUAGAGAGUCAUCUUGAGUGUGGAGAGAUAAGAAUGGAGUCCUGGUUCCUAAGACUCGU
Molecule: messenger RNA, 2225 nt
Organism: Chara braunii
Lineage: Eukaryota; Viridiplantae; Streptophyta; Charophyceae; Charales; Characeae
Source: the annotation of a GenBank genome assembly